This is a messenger RNA of Triticum turgidum subsp. durum (durum wheat), 2796 nucleotides long. The record is from the annotation of a GenBank genome assembly. Lineage: Eukaryota; Viridiplantae; Streptophyta; Magnoliopsida; Poales; Poaceae.
AUGGAAAGAGGACCAUGGCCGAGAGCAAUGGCGGCCCGGUGGCUCUUGUUGCUCCUUCUCGGUCCUGCUCUUCAAGUCCAUGCCCAGCUCGAUAGCUCAGAUUUCAUAAGCAUUGACUGCGGCCUGCCGGAGACGUCCACAGGCUUCACGGACAACGUCACCAAACUCUCGUACGUCCCGGACACUGGCUUCACCGACGCGGGCACCAACCACAACAUAUCGGCUGAGUAUGUCACGGCGUCUCUACCAAUGAACUGGCACACACUAAGGAGCUUCUCCGGCGACCGCGAUGCGCGCAGCUGCUACACGGUAGGGGACCUCGUGUCCGGCCUCAAGUAUCUCAUUCGAGCCAUGUUCAUGUACGGCAACUACGACAACCUCAACCGGUUGCCCAUCUUCGACCUAUAUUUGGGCGUCAACUACUGGCAGACCGUGAACAUCUCAGCCACGGACGAGAUGAUGAUUUACGAGAUCAUCUCCAUCAUCUCCGACGACCACGUGCAGGUCUGCCUCGUGGACACCGGCUCCGGGACGCCUUUCAUCUCCAGCCUGGACCUCAGGCCGCUCAAGAACAAUCUCUACCCGCAGUCUGACGAGUCGCAGGGGCUGGUUCUUUCAGACAGGAGAAACUUCGGCGCAAGCGAUAGCGUAAUUGUCAGGUACCCCGAUGAUCCAUACCAUCGUAUAUGGAUGCCACUAUUGAGCAAGACGGCGGAGUGGUCAGUAAUCUCAACGGACAAUAUUGUCGAGAAUCGAAGUAACUCCUUCGAGGCUCCAUCAGCCGUGAUGCAGACUGCAGUCAUGCCCACCGACCCCUCCAGCGCCUUCGGCUUCAUCUGGAAUGCCCAGUCUAGCGCCAAGAACCACAUGCCCGGGUACGUCUGCAUGGUGUACUUGGCAGAGCUGCAGCACCUCCCCCGCAACACCGUCCGACAGUUCAACAUAUACCUUAAUGGCGAGCUAGGGUAUUCCGGCGGCUACACCCCCUCGUACCUCUUCACCGACGUCAUCUACAGUGACAAGCCCUUCUACUCCUCUCACCCGUACAACAUCUCAAUGAACGCCACGAAGACUUCGACGCUUCCGCCGAUCAUGAACGCUGCCGAGAUCUUCUCGGUUGUGUCCACCACCGGCACAGCCACGAUCGCUCAGGAAGUUGCUGCCAUCACGGCGGUCAGAGACACUUACAAGGUGAAGAAAAACUGGAUGGGCGAUCCGUGUGCGCCAAAGAAGUAUGCAUGGGAUGGAUUGAGGUGCAAAUAUUUCGAGUCUAGCCCGCCAAGUGUCACAGGCUUGAAUCUAUCUUCGAGUGGUUUGAGUGGCAACGUGUCAUUUUCUUUUGCCAAUCUCAAAGGUUUACAGUACUUGGAUUUGUCAAGCAAUAAUCUGACUGGCUCAAUCCCUGAGAUCCUAUCACAAUUGUCAUUGCUCACGCUUCUAGACUUCACAGGCAAUCAACUCAGUGGAUCAAUUCCUUCCGAGCUUCUGAAAAGAACUCGAGAUGACUCCCUCAUAAUCAAAUAUGAUAACAACCCGAACCUCUGCACUAACAGAGAUUCUUGUCAGCCUGCACAAAAGAAUAGCAGGUCUAUGGUUGCCGUCUAUGUUGUUGGGACGGUAGUUGCAGUGUUGCUGAUUGUGCUUCUGUUGGUGCUACUCCUUUUCCUGCGCAGGCGGAUGCAUGGUACAACUAGCAACAUCAUCACGAUGGGGAACAAGGCGAUUAUCGCACCGUCACACGCUCAGAGCAGCAGUGGGCACAGCUCGCUGAGGCUCGAUAAUCGCCGCUUCACGUACAAUGAACUGGAAACCAUAACGAACAGCUUCCAGAGAGUGAUUGGCCGAGGAGGGUUUGGCAAAGUCUACCAUGGCUUCUUGCAGGACGGGACCCAAGUAGCUGUCAAACUGCGCUCUGAAUCUUCAGAUCAAGGUGUACAAGAAUUCCUGGCGGAGGCUCAGACCUUGGCUAAGAUUCAUCACAAGAAUCUUGUGUCCUUGAUUGGCUACUGCAAGGAGAGGGAGUACAUGGCUCUUGUAUAUGAGUACAUGCCUGAAGGAGCUCUACACCAACAUCUUGGAGGGAGCACGAACAAUGGAAAAACUUUAACCUGGAGGCAGAGACUUCGCAUUGCAUUGGAAUCCGCACAAGGGCUUGAGUACCUUCACAAAGGAUGCAAUCCACCACUCAUUCAUAGGGAUGUGAAAACGUCUAACAUUCUAUUGAAUGCAAACCUGGAGGCCAAGAUAGCUGAUUUUGGCUUGCUCAAGGCUUUCAAUCGUGGCAAUGAUACCCAUGUGUCUACUGCUAGAGUGGUCGGCACAUAUGGUUACCUUGCCCCCGAGUACCUUGCAACAUUUCAGCUGACCAACAAGAGUGAUGUGUUUAGCUUCGGCGUAGUGCUGCUAGAGAUAGUCACUGGGCAACCUCACAUCCUCAAUGGCCCGGAGCCAACGAGCAUCGUCCAAUGGGUGCGGCAGCGCCUAGCCCAUGGCAAUAUCGAAGCUGUAGUGGACUCACGCAUGCGUGGUGAUCACGACAUCAAUAGUGUGUGGAAAGUCGCGGACACCGCACUCAAGUGCACCACGCAGGCACCUGAGCAGCGUCCCACAAUGACUGAUUUGGUGGCGCAGUUGCAGGAGUGCCUAGAGCUUGAGGUUGCACGUGGUUACACAAAUGCUGGCUUUUACACGACUCGGAAUGGGGAUGACAUGUCAACUAAUGUGAGCCAGAGAACAUUCGAGAUAGAUCAUUUGGGCAGAGUGCCAACAAUGUCUACAGGUCCAGCUCUCAGGUGA